AUGAAGGAGAAGGCAGUGGAGGCAAACAGAAUCUCCUACGACCCCACCAGGUAUCCCAAGUACCUGCCGGAGGCGUACUGCCUGUGCCGAGGCUGUCUGACCGGACCCUUCAGCGAGGAGGACCUGCGCUUCCGGAGCGUCCCGGUGCUCAUGCCCACUGUGGUCCUGCGCCGCACUGCGGCCUGCGCCGGCGGCCGCUAUGUGUACACCGAGGAGUACGUCGCUGUGGCGGUGGGCUGCACCUGCGUCCCUGCGCAGGCCAAAGACGCUGAGAGCAUCAACUCCAGCAUGGACAAGCAAGCGGCAAAGCUGCUGCUGGGCACCAAUGACCAACCCGCUGACCCCUGA
Messenger RNA from Trichechus manatus latirostris (Florida manatee), 348 nucleotides. RefSeq names its product interleukin 17D (gene IL17D). Bases 1 to 348 code for a protein of 115 amino acids. The record is from RefSeq and is a predicted model, not a curated record. Lineage: Eukaryota; Metazoa; Chordata; Mammalia; Sirenia; Trichechidae. Gene Ontology annotation, molecular function: cytokine activity. Gene Ontology annotation, biological process: inflammatory response. The transcript is spliced from 2 exons. Gene Ontology annotation, cellular component: extracellular region.